AUGAAUCGUUUUAUAGAUAUCGCUUACUCAUCACAGUUAAAACAUAAUCUGAACAUCGAUCCAUAUGUUCAAAUGCUAGUAAAACGCUUACAAAUCAUUCAGGAAAAAACGAAACAGAACGUUAUUAAUAACCAAAUUAAGAGUAAAGCAUUUUUUGACAGAGGCAAAUCUCCGAUCAACUUUGUAGAAGGCAGUAAAGUCUGGCUACUGAACAGAAGAAGAAGAGUAGGAGAAAAUCCUAAAUUCUAUCAAAAAUACGUAGGUCCUUUCAUUGUAGAAAAAAAUGAAGGCUACAAUCGAUAUUUAUUAAAAGAUAUCAGCACUGAUAAACCCUUCAAAUACACAGUGAACGGUAACUCACUCAAAAAGUUUUGUGACGUUGAUCAAGACAAGAACGACAAACAACAAAGCGCAGUCGAUUUAACAACAAGAAUCAUUAAGAAAGUAAUUAAUAAAACAGUGUUGAAACCCGUUAAAUACUUGGUUAAACACACCAACAAUGAAGAAGAAUGGCUCGACAAACAUUUAGUUCCACAAUCAUUAAUAAACGAUUAUCAUUUCAGUAAACAUUAUCAUUUCAGGAUUAUCCUACUACUUAUCGGCAUUGCUAAUGCAUACGACGACAAAGAAUUUCUUGAACAUGGAGUGAAAUUCCACACCCUCGGUCAAUUUCAUGUGCUAACAAAUUUUGUUAAAGACUUUCGUUACAUUUUACCUAAUGAGAAAAAAGUAACUAAAUUUAUUCAGAGAAGAGGAUUACUGAAUGUCGUUGGCAAAAUUAGCAAAUACUUGUUUGGAACAACAGCUGAAAAAGAUUACGAAAAACUUAUGAAUUAUGUGGAACAAAACGCUUUAUUCGACAAGGAAGGAAAAUUACUUCUCAAGAAAAAUAAUGAAGAAUUUUUAGCUAUCAACAAGAUCACCAACGAUCGCAUUGAUCAGUUAUAUGAAGCGCUGCAAUUUCAACAGUCUCAAUCAACUCACUUGUACGAUGAGUUAAUUCUUCUAAAACAUGCACUAUUCAAUUCAAAGAAAGAUUAUCUUGAUCCUUACUUUGUAUCACCAUCACAGUUACGCGAAUUUUUGACUAAUGUUUCAAGUAAUUGGAUGAUAUUAAGCUCGAACAUGCAGAUCCUGGAUCUUCACAUCGAUCGAUAUUAUAGGUUUCCAAAUACUUCCACAAUCACACGAGUCGGUGCAGAUAUUUAUUUAUUUAUUCAUAUACCAUUGACAGAUUAUGUUGACCGAUUUACGUUAUAUAAAGUUUUAUCAUUCCCAAUACCAAUUCCCAAUUCAAUGCACAGCUCAGAAAUUAUCAAUCUACCUAAGUUUAUUGCGGUUUCAAAGAAAAAUGAUUAUUACAUGACUUUUGACAAAAGACCAGAAAUACUGAAUUUUCAGUUUAAACUAGACGACACACUAGUUAAAAUCACUGAUAAUUCAUGUGUCAAUCUUAUUUUUUUCAACAAAAUUGAUCAAAUCCAAUUAGAAUGCGAGAUCAUUGUCCACAACGUCAAACCACCACCUAAGAUCAUAUCUCUCAAUGACAACAAACUACUGAUGAUAAACGUUAACGAAUAUUUAGAGACUAAAACACAUAAAAACACGACUGACGUAUUUAUUGUUCCACAGAGGGAAACGCUGACGAAAGCUAGACCAAUGUGCAGGCAUUCUGAGCAUAGGAGAGAAAUACUCAAUAAAUACUCAAUUCAUCACGACUGGUAUGCAAAGUAUUACAGACGAGGCACUCUCUCCUAUAUAAGGAGAUGCAGCAUUAAGCAGGGAGGGAAGAACAACAGAAGACACACACGGGACUACACGACAUACGAGAAGAGACGGGAAGAAGAACAGAAGACACACACGAGUCUACUCGAGAGACGAGACGAAACGGGACGGACACAACAAAACUCACGCAACAGAUAG
Messenger RNA from Helobdella robusta, 1923 nucleotides. RefSeq lists its product as hypothetical. NCBI's taxonomy places the organism in Eukaryota, Metazoa, Annelida, Clitellata, Rhynchobdellida, Glossiphoniidae. The coding region runs from base 1 to 1923 and encodes 640 amino acids. The transcript has 7 exons. The record is from RefSeq and is a predicted model, not a curated record.